Molecule: messenger RNA, 1383 nt
Organism: Tetrapisispora phaffii CBS 4417
Lineage: Eukaryota; Fungi; Ascomycota; Saccharomycetes; Saccharomycetales; Saccharomycetaceae
Gene: TOS1
Product: Tos1p
Exons: 1
Coding region: 1-1383 (460 amino acids)
Cellular component (GO): fungal-type cell wall
Source: RefSeq, a predicted model, not a curated record
AUGAAAUUAGCAACCGUAUCAUUAGCUGCUUUGACAGCUGUUGGUUUGGCCAGUGCUGACUGCAGUUACGUUGCUGGUAAUUACUAUUGUUCCAACACCAAUGCCAUUGUUUACUCCAACGUUGGUUACUCCGGUUCCUACAAAGACGUCACCAGCAUGGAUGAAAGUUCAUGUAUCUGUAACCAAGCAUCUACCUCCUUCAGCGGUAGUCUAGCUCCAUUGAAUGAAGAGUUAUCUGUUCAUUUCAGAGGUCCAAUCAAGCUAUCUCAAUUCGGCGUCUACUAUCCAAAUGCAGGUACUUCAUUGAAGAAAAGAGAUGUCGCUGACUGUGCCCCAGUCUCCCAUCGUCAUAAGAGAGACGUCGUUGUUGAAUGGGUCGAAGUCACUUCAACUGUCUUUGUCGACAGCAACGGUAACCCAGUUACUAGUGCUGCUGCUGACAUGACUUCUUCUUACACAAAGGUCAACACAAUCAUCAGCAGUGCUCAAAACACUUCUCCAGCCCAACAAAAUGUUGACACCGCGGCUACCUCCUCCUCCAUUUCUACCGCUGUUGGCUCUUCUUCUCAAUCCUCCACCUCCUCUUCUGCUGUUGGACAAUCCUCCACUUCUUCCUCUGCAGCUGCUCAAUCUUCCUCUUCUUCUUCUACCUCAUCAAGUGCUUGGACUAGACGUUCUUACUUCACCCCAGGUUCCACUACCAACUGUACCUUCAUGAACCACCAAGGUGGUGUUAAAGGUUCUGGUGUCUGGUCUUCCUGUUUCGGUAACUCCAUUUCUUAUGCUGCUGCCGAUGGUAUCACUGGUGCCUCUUCCGCUGAAGCUUUGGGUGAUGUUACCAUCUUAUCUGGUAAUGAGUUCAUGAUCUUCUCCGGUGAAGAAUGUAGCGGUAAUGACUGUGGUUAUUACAGAGAUGGUAUUCCAGCUUACCACGGUUUCGGUGGUGGGGACAAGAUUUUCGUCUUUGAAUUCACUAUGCCAAGUGACACUUCCGGUUCUGCCAGUAACCAAGACAUGCCAGCUAUCUGGUUAUUAAAUGCCAAGAUUCCACGUACUUUACAAUAUGGUGAUUCUUCAUGUUCUUGUUGGAGCACUGGCUGUGGUGAAUUUGAUUUAUUCGAAAUCUUAAGUGUUGGUUCCGAUAAAUUGAUUUCUCACAUCCACGAUGGUCAAGGUAACGAUGGUACAUCUACCGGUGGUGGUGGUACUCAAGAUUACUUCACCAGACCAACAUCUGGCACUUUAAAGGCUGCUGUUAUUUUCAACAGCAGCGAUCAAACUGCUCACAUUGUCGAAGUUUCUGAUGACUUCGCUGAAUCUUUAAGUGCUGACACUGUUGACUCUUGGUUAGCAAAGGCUGGUUCUGCUGCUGCUUUAUCUUAA